CCUUCUCGAUGUAUACGUACACUAUUCGGGCCCCACACACGUACACAAGAAUAUGCACCGUUCCCGUGUCUCCGUCGAUCCAUCGCCCCGCAAGUUGUCUCACGUCUAUCGCAGCCGCACAUGCAGGCAUACACAAGUUCGCCACUUUGUAGGUCUCGCACCAAAAAUGUGGGUCCAGGAAGUAGGAUAAUGUACAAUACACCACAUUCGACGAGUCAUCUGGGUACUCGACUGAAUGAGUACGUCGAGUGCAUCGUGGACCAAGAAUAUUACAAUCAGUCAGUCAGCGGCACACACAUCUCACGCACUGCACCCAGCCGCACUCACCCAAGCCCUGACCGACACCAUCCAUCCAUCCAUCCACCACCAACCGACCUCCCGCCCCCGACAAGCACCACCACCACCACCACCCGACUGUUUCGGUCAACAAGAACACCGCCGACGCAAACAAGCAGACAGACGGGGAGAGAACAGCGACACAGCACACCCAGGCACACAACGCCAAAAAAGAAAGGCCGCACAUCGACAGAACGUAAUGAACACAAACGAUAGGGAGUCCGCACCAUACGGAGGGACGAAAAAAAAAAGGACAAAGCAGUGUCCGCACCAUACGGAGGGACGGAGGGACGAAAAAAAAAAGGACAAAGCAGUGUCCGCACCAUACGGAGGGACGAAAAAAAUGGGACAAAGCAGUGUCCGCACCACAGGGAAGGACAAAAAGAAUAGGAAAAAGCAGUGUCACCACCAUACGGAGGGACAAAAAGAAAAGGAGAAAGGAGAAGAAAAGGCAACGGGUAGGGCUGCUGACUCAAAAGCAAUACAAUACAAUACAAUACAAUAAUUAACUAACUAACGUACAUCCAUACCACGGACAAAAACAAAAAAGAAACAGCCAUCCUCCCCCGUCUGUCUACAUAUGGGGCGCGGGGGCCUCUUCUCGUGGUGGUGGUGGGUGGUGGGUGCGGUGCUUCUCGUCGCGGGCUGGCCGAUGGCCGAACGAUUUGAUCAUCCAGCCCAUCGUCGCUGUCCUCAUCGUCAGCAUCGCCAUCGCUGAUAACAUACGACACGUCCAGCACGUCUCGCUUGGUGUCAAAUGCGUGAUAGAAAGGCCUGAGACGCAUCAGCAGGUCCUCCUCCGUCGGUGUCAUGUGCUGCGGCGGGAAGGUGUCCGUGUCGGGUGCCCGCGGGAAGGGGUGAAAGCGAGAUGGGAACGGCAGCGGAGGACGCAGACGGCUGCGACCUGUGGCAGACAGAAAAGACGCACACACAUAUACACACAUAAAUGCAGAAAAGACCAGUUGGGUGGGUGUGCCUCUUCUUCUCUUCUGACCAGGUGCCGUGAGUGCUCAGGUGACAGGUGGGUGGUCGUCCCUCGGGAAUGGGAGGGGCGUCGACUCACGGUCGGCGCGGCCCACCACCACUGUCUCGAAUCUCGAUGUGACCAAAGACCGCUGCCGACGCGGCUUUGGCUUGCGGCUACGCAACAUACACCUGAAUGCAUCAGUCCAUCCAUCCAUUUAUGUGUCAGACCAGAUCAGUGAAAGCAUAGUAGGUGUCUCCGUUCUUGUCUCACCUGUCUCUCAGUUUGGUGUCGACUUGAGCCACGGUGGCCGGGCGAGUAACGGCAUCAUGCCUCUUCUUGCCCCCUGUUCGUCGAGAAAAUGAGUUCACAUCCUGGAAACGACACACACGGACGACCUGUGCGCGUGUGUGAAAGAAUCCGACAGCCAAAGAUGCCUUUACUCACCCUGUCGACGUCUGACGGCGCUAUCCUUGGCGUGAGAGGCCGUCCACGCACACUGAGCGGCACGUCCGCAUCAUCGCCAGCCUUGCGCUCUUCCGAUUCCGGAACUCUCCCUUUCUUCGUCUCAAAGGUCGUGUCCUCACCAACCCGCUGCCCCGUGUGCGUGUCGGUCGGUGCGCUGGCCUCCUUCUCGUCCUCCUCUUGGGUGUCUUCCUGCCAGCCCCUCGUCCGCACGCUCUCAAGCAAAGUUGGCGUCGGACACACCUGCGGCAAGGGCGUGGGGGGCAUGUGUC
This is a messenger RNA of Vitrella brassicaformis, 2037 nucleotides long. Lineage: Eukaryota; Vitrellaceae. The record is from the annotation of a GenBank genome assembly.